AGACUCGGUCUUCCACAGUUUUUGGUGUAAACAGGCCGUUUAUUCUGAAGGCAGCUCUGCAUGAGCUUCCUCCACCUGUCGCCCUGCUGAGACAGGAAAUCCCAUUCCAGUGACUCCACCAACUCCUGCCACAUCUUCAAGCUCCCCCUCGGGGAAACUGUGUAAAUACUGUGUUGCCAGGUUGGAGAAAAGUCCACCUUCUAGCGGAAUGCUGUGGUGUUUUCCUGGCGUGCAAGCGGCUUGAUUUGAAGGAUAGAAGGAACCGGAUCUGGAUCCCGUGAUGAACACAAGUAUCAGCUGGAACGGAUUUUCAAAAGACGGUAGUGCUGAGGCUUAAACUGACUGACGAAGAUGAGAGAAGGGGGUUUGUUCAUUGAAUUUAUCCACCGUGAGAAUUUAUGAUGAGUAUUUUUCAGAUGUCAGAUCGCUGUUCGUCCUGGAAGCCAUAGCUGUGGAUUUAUGCAAAAACCACUUCCUCCUUCUACCGUCCUAAGGAUUGACGGUCUGGCCUGACAUCAUUGGCUGGUCGUUGGGAAUGAAUCAUCGCCUUCUUCAGGGGGGUCCAGGGAUGCUGUCACUGUCACUGCACCCUUAAAAUACCACAGACAAACCGACUCGUACACAAACCCACCCAGCCCCGGCGUGUCUCUGUUCUCUGAGAUUACUAAACUGUGUUUUCUUUGGAGCCAGCAUGGAGGAAAUAAUGCGCAAGCUGCAAAAAGACGCGUCCGGCCACAAGCACAAAGCUAUCCGCGAUGCCUGCGUCUACGCCUACGAAACCCUUGAGUCUCAGAAUGGACCAGCCAAGAUUUCUCCUUCACAACUUCGAGCGUGUUGUCUGCUGCCGCUACAGAUGGCUCUGGAGUCAAAAAACACCAAACUAGGACAGACGGCGCUUACUGGAAUGCAGAAGCUCCUGUGUGAGGACAGGUUUGUGGGCGGGGUCGGUGUGGAGGUAGAGGUGGAGGCUCUGGAGAAGCAGCUGCUCAGCCAGAUGUUGGAGGCCAUCAGAGUCACCCCAUCUCUCCAUGAAGACCUGCAGGUGGAAGUCAUGAAGGUCCUGCUGUGUAUCACCUACUCACCAAACUUUGAUAUUAAUGGAGACUCCAUUCUCCGGAUUGCUGAGGUGUGUAUCGAGACCUAUGUGUCCAGCUGUCACCAGCGCAGCAUCAACACGGCGGUCAGAGCCACGCUGAGCCAGAUACUGGGAGACCUGACGCUACAGCUACGACACAGACAAGAGGGUGCAGAUGGAGACGAGGUGACUGCACUGCCACUGCACAGAAGAGAUAUUUCUCCUACCAGCCAGGCUCUGUGUGAAGAUGUGGUGAUGGUUCUGACAGUUUUCUGUGAAAAACUGGAGUCGGUAGACAGCGGCAAUCAGCUCCUGCAGCUUCUCUACCUGGAGUGCAUCCUCUCUAUGCUCAGCAGCUGUCCUCCCACAAUGCACCUGUCCAGGGGUUUCACCGACCUUGUAUGGAAGCAGCUGUGUCCAUCCCUCGUGGCUAUAAUGGGAAAUCCUAUCAAUGACAAAACCAUCGCUUCCCAUCACGGCUACAUGGCGCCAGACCGAGACCGGUUCUCAGACAGACUCAGUCUAGGGAUAAACCAGGAUGUGGACCCCUGCGGUGGAGGGGUCUCUGAUCAAGGCAGAGGGUCCGGCUGUUCCUCCAACGCCCCCGCCAGGAUCGCACCGGUAGUGCGGACUGUGUGUUACAUCGCCGCAGAGCUUGUGCGUCUGGUGAGCUGCGUGGAGUCGAUGAAACCGGUGCUGCAGUCGCUCUACCACAGAAUCCUGCUUUACCCGCCUCCUCAGCACCGCACCGAGGCCAUCCGCAUCAUGAAGGAGAUUCUGGGCAGUCCCCAGCGACUGUAUGACUUGGCUGGUCCGUGCGUGGCUGAGCCUGAAACCAGGAAGCGCUCCUUCUCAAAGAGGAAGUCCCACCUGGACCUGCUAAAACUAGUGAUGGACGGGAUGACAGAGGCCUGUAUGAAAGGAGGCAUCGAGGCGUGUUACUCUUCGGUCUCCUGUGCCUGCGCUCUCCUCGGAGCCCUGGAUGAACUUUCGCAUGGCCGCGGCAUCCAAACUGAACAGGCUCGGCUUCUCCUCAGACGUCUGGAUGAUCUGAAAGAUGGGACAGAGUCGACACGCGAGUCCAUGGAGAUCAACGAGGCCGACUUCAGAUGGCAGAGACACAUCCUGUCCUCUGAGCAGGUUCCCUUGGACCCCAGCUCCUCUUCCUCCAACAUGGCCACCACCGGGGCCACCGAGCCCAGCCCUGACAUUAGCAUCAGCAUCACCACUGAAACAGGCCAAACCACCCUGGAUCUGGAGGUAGGGGAGCUCGGACUGGGUUGCACCGCUCCCGAGGAGUGUGGGGAGGACACACGCCUCCCCUCGCCCUCAUCCUGUGGCGGCCAGGAGGGGACCAAACGGGAACUGAGUCUCGAGCCGGAUCAGGGGAGCCAACAGGAGGAGGGAGGAGGUGCAGUGGAGGUCGAGGCGAGAGGAGAGAAAGUAAAAGCCGGAGGUGGUGGUGGUGGUGGUGGUGGAGGAGUAGGAGGGGGAGAAAGGGGAGGGGCGGUUCCUCCAGAUGUGGUGCAGAGAAGUCACGCCCUCGUCUACCCCGACAUCACUAACUUCCUGUCUGUGGAGUCCAGGGCCAGGUCACACCACGGAGGGGGGUCACGAUACAGCGAGAGCAACUUCAGCAUGGAAGAGCAGGACUUGUCGCGGACAGAGUUUGACUCGUGUGACCAGUAUUCCAUGGCUGCUGAGAAGGACUCGGGGCGCUCCGAUGUGUCUGACAUCGGCUCUGACAACGUCUCGCUGGCUGACGAGGAGCAGCAGACCCCUCGCGACUGCCCGGGCCAGCGCUCCCUGCGCACCGCCGCCCUGUCCCUCAAACUGCUCCGCAACCAGGAGGCCGACCAGCAGAGCGCCAGAAUGUUCGUCCAGUCACUUGCAGCACUGCUUCCCCGUCUACUGGGAUUGGCCACCGCCACGGAGGUGGACCUGUCACUGCAAAACUUCUCCUCCACCUUUUGCUCCGGGCUGCAGGCUGGUGGGAUCCACUCUCCAGGUUUUGAGACAGGUGACACUCUGAGCUGUCAGUCUCUGAUGAACGCAGAUGGUCUCUACCUGGUGUCGUACUACGCUCUACUGCUCAACCUCAAACUUUGCUGCUGUGACUACUACAGACGGCGAACGCUCACCCCCGUUCUCAGCCUGAAGGAGUUUGUGCGUCUGAUCCAGAGCAGCGGGGUCCUUGUGUUUCUGUCUCAGGCCUGGAUCGAAGAGCUUUACCACAAAGUGUUGGAGCGCAACCUGCUGGCCGAGGCUGGGUACUGGUGCUCACCGGACGACCACACACUGCCGCUCAUGACCAUGCUGACAGAUAUUGACGGACUGGGCAGCAGUGCGAUUGGAGGGCAGCUGAUCAGGAGGGCGUCCAGCAGAUCACCAAUCAGCUGCGACAAGGCUGGCAGUGACACUGUGAUGGCAGGAGCCGUGUUCGCCCGCUUCAUCCUCACCGGCGUGUGGAAGAACCUGAUGGAUGUGCUGUCCACGCCGCUGACGGGCCGCAUGGCGGGCAGCUCCAAGGGCCUGGCCUUCAUCCUGGGAGCAGAGGGGAUCAAAGAGCAGAGCCAGAGGGAGAGAGACACCAUCUGUCUGAGUUUAGACGGCCUACGCAAAGCUGCUGCUCUCAGCUGCGCCUUGGGAGUGGCGGCCAACUGUGCUUCAGCUUUAGCCCAGAUGGCCGCGGCCUCCUGUGUGCAAGAAGAGAAGGAGGAGAAGGAGGUGGGAGAGACGGGAGACGCCAUCACACAAGUGAAGCAGCGUGUCGAGCAGCGCCUGGAGCAGAUCAGUCGUCCUCAGGGAGUUCGCCUCCACACCGCUCAUGUGUUGUGUAUGGAUGCCAUCCUGAACGUAGGACUGGAGAUGGGUAGCCACAACCACGACUGCUGGCCUCAUGUGUUCAGGGUGACGGAGUACAUCAGUUCACUGGAGCACACCCACUUCAGCGACGGCUCCUCACAAUCGUCCUCUUUGACCACUAUCACCCAGCAGAGCCACCAGGUGGCUGGGGUGGACCUGGGGCUGGAGAUGAGCUGCGAGCCCAGCCCGGAGGCCUCGGAGCUGGGCCUGAGCCAGCCAGUCAUCCAGCCUCUGUCCAUCCAGGAGCUGCUGAGGGAGAGCAGCAGAGGAGGCCGAGGUCUGGACCUAAAGGGCGGCAGCCUGAUGACCGGGACCAGUGCUGCCAAGGCUGUGUGUACGCUGUCAACACAGGCUGACAGGUUGUUUGAAGAAGCAACUACCAAGCUGAACCUGGUUGGUCUGGUCGGCUUCUUACAGCAGCUCAGGAAAGCUUCUCAGUCUCAGCUGUUUGACUCUGUUACUGAGACUGGAGAUUAUUCACUGGCAAUGCCAGGAGAGGCCAAGUCUACGCUGGACAGACGCAGUGCUCUCCAUCUCUUCCGUCUGGGCGAGGCCAUGCUGCGGAUCGUCAGGAACAAGAACCGACCUCUGCUCCACAUGAUGAGGGCCUGGAGCGUUGUGGCUGCACAUCUGGUGGAGGCGUCAUGUCACAAGGAGCGCCACGUAUCCCAGAAGGCCGUUUCCUUCAUCCAUGAUGUUCUGACGGAGGUGCUGACGAGCUGGGCGGAGCUUCCGCACUUCCACUUCAACGAGGCGCUGUUCAGGCCCUUCGAGCAUAUCAUGCAGCUGGAGCUCUGUGAUGAGGACGUACAGGACCAGGUGAUAACUUCAAUAGGCGAGCUGGUGGAGAUGUGUUCCCCUCAGAUCCUGUCAGGAUGGAGGCCUCUGUUCAGCGCACUGAGGACCGUCCACAGCAGCAAGACCGACACCAAAGACUACUUGCUGGGAGAAUACUCCAUGGGGAAGUCCCAGGCUCCAGUGUUCGAUGUCUUUGAGGCUUUCAUCAACACUGAUAACAUCCAGGUUUUUGCCAAUGCUGCCACUGACUACAUCAUGUGCCUCAUGAAGUUCGUCAAGGGCCUAGGAGAGGUGGACUAUAAAGAGAUUGGAGACUGUGUCCAUGUGUCAGGUUUCAGCUCCACUGACCUCUGCCUGCCCGCUCUUGACUACCUUCGCAAAUGUUCGCAGCUGCUGGCAAAGAUCUACAAGAUGCAGUCCAAGCCGGUGUUCUUGGGGGCGAGGCUCGCCAGCCUGCCAAUGAGAUCACAGGAACGCUCAAUCAGCGCUGAGGACGGGAUGGACUGUGUCCUGCAGGAGUUUGAUGAUGACACAGGUCUGAUCCAGGUGUGGAUUUUGUUACUGGAGCAGCUCACAGCAGCAGUGUCAAACUGUCCUCGCCAACACCAGCCUCCAACCCUGGAGCUGCUCUUCACUCUGCUCAGAGAGGUCACCAGUGUACCAGGUCCAGGGUUCGCCAUCUUCUCCGUCAUCCAGCUCCUGCUUCCUGUGAUGUCACUGUGGCUGCAGCGAAGCCAUGGCGACCACUCCUACUGGGAUGUAGCAGCUGCAAACUUCAAACAUGCCAUUGGGCUGUGCUGCGAGCUGGUGGUGGAGCAUGUCAACAGUUUCAUACACUCAGAUAUUGGUUACGAGUCUCUGAUCAACCUGAUGUUGAAGGAUCUGUUCAAGCUUCUGGUGGCCUGUGUGUCUGAACCUGCAGAGACCAUCUCCAGAGUGGGCUGCUCCUGCAUCAGGUAUGUUUUGGUCACAGUGGGUCCAGUGUUCACAGAAGAAAUGUGGAGGUUGGCCUGCUGUGCUCUGCAGGAUGCUUUCUCUGCUACGUUAGAGCCUGUCAAGAACCUUCUGGCCUGUUUUCAUAGCGGUUCAGACAGUUUUUCUGGAGACGCCUGCGAAGUGAAGGUGGCGGCUCCGUCCCACUCUCCUUCUGCUGAGGCUGAGUACUGGAGGAUCAAAGCAAUGGCUCAGCAGGUCUUUAUGUUGGACACCCAGUGCUCCCCAAAGACGCCCAACAACAAGGAGGGCUUUGAGCACGCUCAGUCGUGCGUUCUCAUCAUCGAGCUGCCAUCUGACCAGCAGUCCAACGGGCACACUCAGAAGAGGAUCCCGUUCAGGACCAUCGUGGUGAGCCUGCUGUCCCACCAGGUCCUUCUCCAAAACCUCUAUGACAUCCUGCUGGAGGAGUUGUCAAGCAGCCAAGGUCACGAAAGGGUCACACCUGUAACCUCUGACCCCAGCAGAACCACAGCAGGCUUCCUGCGCUACAUCUCCAUGACUAAUUUAGCCAUAAUCCUGGAUCUGCUGCUGGACUCUUACAGGACAGCGCGGGACUUUGACACUCGGCCGGGUCUAAAGUACCUGCUGAUGAAGGUGUCGGGUGUUUGUGGUGCAGCUAAUCUUUAUCGUCAGUCUGCCAUGAGCUUCAACCUGUACUUCCAGGCCCUGCUGUGUGCCACACUGAGCCAAGCCGACAGCAUGACCGCACAGCAGGUGAAGAGGAUCCUGUAUGAGGAAGAGGAAGGGAGCUCUGACUCCUCUCACCCUGGCUCUGCCUCGUCAGAGGACGAAGAUAUCUUUGAAGAAACAGCACAGGUCAGCCCCCCUCGCGGCCGGGAUAAACGUCAUCACUGGCGAGCCCCCAUCCCAUCUCUCAGCGUGCAGCCGCUGGGCAGCGCAGACUGGGCCUGGCUGGUCAAACGCCUCUACAAGCUGUGCAUGGAUCUGUGCAACAGCUAUAUCCAAAUGCACCGGGACCUGGAGAACACCCUGGAGGAGACGGCAUUGCUGAGGGGAGGAGCAGGAGGAGAUCACGUCUUCUUCCUGCCUCUCUUUCCGUCUGAGACUUCCACGCCUACGUCAGCCGGUGGUCUUUCGGCGAGGGGGACACCAUCAGAGGACGGCGGGUACAGGUGUCAGGCCGCGGACAUGAGUGCAGCAUCCCAGGAGACACGCCCACACCCAGCCCAGGAUACAGUCAUCUGUCCAAUGAAAGCGACCAUUUCUUCUCUUCACAGCAGUACAGGCAGUCUGCCCCACCACUUCCGGACUGGAGGCGAGAGGAGGGACUCCGGCAUCACAGGAAGCUCAGUAGGAGGAGCUCCUAGCAGCGCUGGACCGGGAAGGAGAAAAGAAUGGUGGGAAAGCGCUGGGAACAAACUGUACACCAUUGCCACAGAUAAAACCAUCAGCAAGCUGAUGAUGGAGUACAAACGCCGGAAACAGCAGCAGCAGCAGCCACAGCAGUGCCAUGUCAACCUGUUCAUGAAGGAGCAGGGUCGUGGGGGGGCAACAGGAGGAGGUGUCGGGGAGACACAAAGGCCCCCGCAGAGGCCCCAGCAUCUGGUGGACCAGCAGGGUCCGCCUUUGAGGCACUCAGUCAGUGCAGGACCUGAGGUCCUAAGGCAGGAAAAAAGACAACGGUCAGGAUCCACCAUCAGCUCCCACAGCAUCUCACUGAGGGACUCCGAGGCUCAGAUACAGGCGUGGACCAACAUGGUCUUGACUCUCCUCAAUCAGGUCCUCCUCCUGUCAGAUCCCUCCUUCCUGGCGCUCCAGCCAGCGCUCUACCCCUGCCUCAUCCAGCUCUCGUGCCACGUGACCGACGCCCGCGUCCGCCAGGCACUGCGCGAGUGGCUGGGCCGCGUCGGCAGGCUCUAUGACAUCAUUCUGUGACACUGCAUCAAAGAAAUGCAAAACCAUGGGAUGAAGGGAUGCAGUCGGUUGGUCAGUGAAGGAUGUAAACAGAAAGAUUUAGAUUGGUUUGGUGCCAUCAUGUGAUGGUGCCGCUAUGUGGUAGAUUAAUGAAGGGUGCGACUGACUGAUGACGCAAUGCAAAGGGAGAGAAAUGGCUGUGACAUCGUAACAUCAAAAUGUAACAGAGUAGUUGAACAAUAACGGGCUUAACAGAGUGAUCAGAAAACUGAUUAGUAGUGUUUGAUAUCGUAUGGAUUUAUGGCUCUUUUGAAGAAGAGGGAGGACAUUGGCGACCAUCAUAUGACAUUAAGUUGAAGGAUUUGAUUGGCCAAUGAAGGAAGUGGUGAGAAGAAUGAAGGAUUUAGUUGGUUUGUGAAGGAUUCUUUGUAUAAUGGAAAGGAUUUGAUUGUGAAUGUGCCAUUUCUGCCUCUUCAGUUCACACACACACACUGUCAAAGCUUUAAAAUAUGAAUUGAUUUUCAGUUUUGAAAAACUGAUCUGCAGAACUGCUCAUUAUCUUGUCAUAGUAUUGUCAGUGUGCUCCCUCUAAGGUGAUAAAUACUUUGCUUCAUCCUAAUGUGGAUACAAACAUAAAUGUACAGAUGUGCAAUGAAAUACGAUUAUUGUAGUUCACAUGCAUACUUUUUUUCCCUGGACUGCAUUAACACUUUUUAAAAAGGUACGCUGUGGAGUUUUCUUGAAAAAUGAGCUGUAUUUACAUUCAGAGUAUAGCUAAAUUUCGUAGCACGCUACUGUCAUAAACUGUUGGUGAGUUAAUUAAUAUAAAAAGAGAUUUUUCCAGCAGGUUUCUGUCCAUGUAAUGUUUCACCUGCUCAACAUCUCAUGUUUUAUAGCGUCCAUACACUAACUGAACACAUGUACUGCCUUUUGCAGUCAGCAGGAAUGUGUAUCACAUCAUCAUUGUGUGCAUACAUGCAAGUGCUAGUAGAGCAUGAGAUACAUAAAAAACAAAGACCCGCUCAUCAAAAACUCUGUUGUGAAAAUCUUUUACAUCCUUGGCCGUAUGUUCUUCUGUGUUUUGACCAUCACUAUAACUGGUUAUGAUAACGAUGGGGAAUGACAAUAGGAACUGUGGGUGGCUUACCAAUUCACUUCAACUUCAGGAAAAGUAUGCUAUGUCUGCCCUACAAUCUUUGACUGACAGCGAAUCUGAGAAAUUUUAUGCAUGAACACCCCAGCGCCAGACCACUAGCAUUAGAAAUAGGGUUCAACGAUUUGGGGAAAAAAUCUAAUUGCGAUUUUUCGAUUAAGAUUGGAUUUGUGAUUUUUUUUAUUUUUUUUUUAUUGAAGUUUUGCUAAAGUUCAAUAUUGACUGCCAGUCUAUUUUUGACUGAAGCCACAUCAAGCAGCACAGAACAGAUGAACCAGGCAGGAAGUCAAACACAGAACGGCAUAGAGAAUCGGGUCAAUUUUCAAAAUAAAACACCUUUUGCAGACUCCCGACCGUACAUCAACAAUGAACACAGUUAAAACAGAGAAAAAAAGAAACAAUUUAACUAAGUAGCGUACUUAACCAUAGUAGAAGCACAAAAAUCAAGGACAAUUGAACAACUAAGCAAAAUCUGAACAAGUCAGCAAAAUCAGACAGGCAAAAUGCUCUUAUUCUGAAAUGCUCCAUGUGCCUAUGUAAUGUUAGCCUACUGAAAGAGGAGCGAAACAGGCUCACAGAGAGCUGUAAUCAGGAGCUGAAGUACACAAAUUAACAACACAUCAACAACGUAGGGCAGGCUAAACACUCUGCUGCUGAAACAGUGUGAGUUGACGCCAGACAGAUCCGCGGCACAGCCGCUGCCUGUGUCGGUUCGGCUAGCGCCAUUAACACGUUUUCCUCCACUUCUGUUUGUUGUUGUAAAAUGUACACGCCCUGUGCCCUCUCUGAUUGGUGAGUAGGACCGUAACAGGAGGAGCAUGGCGCUUGUGAUUGGCGAGCAGAUCUGUCAUACAAGGACAAA
This is a messenger RNA of Micropterus salmoides (largemouth bass), 9624 nucleotides long. RefSeq names its product brefeldin A-inhibited guanine nucleotide-exchange protein 3-like. Gene Ontology annotation, biological process: regulation of ARF protein signal transduction. Gene Ontology annotation, molecular function: guanyl-nucleotide exchange factor activity. Lineage: Eukaryota; Metazoa; Chordata; Actinopteri; Centrarchiformes; Centrarchidae. The record is from RefSeq and is a predicted model, not a curated record.